Paramuricea clavata is the source of this 306-nucleotide messenger RNA. NCBI's taxonomy places the organism in Eukaryota, Metazoa, Cnidaria, Anthozoa, Malacalcyonacea, Plexauridae. The record is from the annotation of a GenBank genome assembly.
AUGAAAAGUAGUAAGCAUAAAGGAAAUCAACAUGCCAUCGAAGAAAGUUGUGUUUAUCAAUCAAAAUACCAAAAUAGAAUUUUCUUGUGUUUGGAUAACAUAACAGAGAACAAGGAUGAGAACGCAGCGUCAGCUGAAUCAUCUGAUACAGACUCCAGUCAAGAUUCACCAGUUCACUCGUCGAGUAUUUCAACUAAAAAGUCAUCGGGUGAAUCCUCACGUAAAUCUUCAGAUAGUGAAUCCUCAGAUGAAUCAUCAGACAUGCCCGUAGACCGACCUGAGAAUGAAAUGAACUGGUCACAAUAA